UCGUCAGGUCAUGUGGUACAAUCCUCUGUGAUUGUAUGCGUAGAAUUGCAUAUGCCUGUGCAGGUUUUGGUUCAAGAGGAUCAGGUUGCUUGUGUAGUGCAAAGGGAUGGAGUCGACUCGGCUGACUACCGUAAAGGCUGUGUCGGCAGGAGCCUUGUUCAUCGUGGCGUUGAGUGGCGCUGCUUUGUCAAAGUGUGUGGCGAAUUUCUCUCCGAAGAUCGUUCGAGUUUCCAAUGCCCUGGCUGGUGGAAUCCUCUUGGCUGUUACCUUGGUUCAUAUGCUCGCUGAUGCCAGUGACCAGAUGGAGGAACCGGGAGUUGCCAUGGCAGUCUUCUUGAGUGGAAACAAGUCGGCCGAAGCGUUUCCAUUGGGAUAUGUUCUGCUGGGUAUUGGUUUCCUCACCAUUCUCUCAGUGGAAGUCUUUUUGCUAGAAAAAGAAUCUGAAGCUCAUGUGAUGGAGGACUCCGGUUCAGAGAAUGAGUCAAAUGCGGAUGAGCAGCCUCGAGCCGUCCUACCAGGGAAGUCCCUCACAGCAGGUAUGUCGGCUCUCGUAGGCCUAUGUCUGCAUUCCUUCAUUGCGGGAACUGCCACUGGAGCUGCAGAUGAUAUGUCCGAAUUCUCUGAAGUCUUGAUUGCAGUCAUUGCGCACAAACUGUUUGCCGCCUUCUCUGCUGGAUCUUUGCUGCUGGACACGGUAUCUGUGAGAGCCUGGUGGACAUUGUUGAUUCUUCUUUCCUUGAUGACUCCAUUGGGCAUAGGACUUGGUACUUUCCUCGCAAGCAGCUUUGAGGGAGCCGGUGCUGCGGCCUUGAUUUGCUUUGCUGCGGGCAGUUUGUUGUGUGUUGCCGUGUAUCAUAUGCUACUGCCUUCAUUGAUUCUUGGAAAGGGCAACUGGAAGAAGCGAAGUUUCCUGGCAUCUUUCUUUGGAUUCUGUAGCAUGUCCCUCCUGGCUGUUUGGUCGUGAGAUCAUGUGAGAUCAUGUGAGAUCAUCGAUCUGCCGGAGAACUAGGUGAUGUAGAGGGGUGGUGUUGUCGCCAUGUGGCACGAUUGCACGACCGCUCCGCUCUCAAAGGGCGACAAAAUGAGGAGACCGACUCC
Messenger RNA from Cladocopium goreaui, 1098 nucleotides. The record is from the annotation of a GenBank genome assembly. NCBI's taxonomy places the organism in Eukaryota, Dinophyceae, Suessiales, Symbiodiniaceae.